Messenger RNA from Bipolaris zeicola 26-R-13, 231 nucleotides. RefSeq lists its product as uncharacterized. Lineage: Eukaryota; Fungi; Ascomycota; Dothideomycetes; Pleosporales; Pleosporaceae. The record is from RefSeq and is a predicted model, not a curated record. The coding region runs from base 1 to 231 and encodes 76 amino acids. The transcript is spliced from 3 exons.
AUGGUCUGCUGCGGACGUAACAAUGGCACCUGCGUGUGCGCCCAGGAGGCUAAGUGCUCUUGCGGAAAGCAGCCCGCGCUCCAGUGCACUUGCGAAAAGGCUGCCACCGAGAACAAGCUUCCCUCUUCAACAUGUGCCUGCGGAAAGCGCGCUGAGGAUGCCUGCAACUGCAGCCGCUCUGAGAACAACGGCUCGUCAAACCUCGAGACCGACUUCACCACCAAGAAAUAA